ACUCGGGGCAUCUGAACGCCUCACAUCCCGUCCACACACGGAGCCCGGUCACGAUGCUGCCCGAGCCUCUCCUCCAGCAGUGAUGCUGGCCGUCGGCCCUCCCACGCCUCUCCUCUGGGUGCUGCUUUGUGUGUCGGUGGCCCUGCAGCGCUCCGACCUGCGUCUGGCCUACGUCACCCACAGCGGCUUCUUCUACUACUCCUGCAGCCAGGUCCCGCAGCCCUGCAGCGUGCCGUCACUCACGGAGUGCAGAUGCAAUCACAUCCAGGUUUCCACGUCUCCCGUCUUCCGCAUGAGACGCUUAACGGUUUGGUUCACGUCGCCGUCGAACACGGCUCGCCUGCUCAACAACUCGGAGGUCCGACACCUCACUCUGAUUCACUGUGGCCCCGGAGGAGCAGAGGCAGCCUCUUCUCCCCCGGAGGGACACUUUGCCGUGCAGCACCUGGAGAGGCUGACGGUGGUGAACCUGGAGAAGAGGCCGCUGCUUCACCGCUGUCCAGAUAGUAACGAAGCCAGGGGCACAGACUCAAACAGUGACCCCGGCAGAGCUAACGGCGCUCACCUGGACACAAAGAGAUACAAGAAGGACAAAGACACGAACCUGGACAUGAUUAUGAAGAGAGACUCCUUGGCUUUGUCCUCACUCCAGUGCCAAGACAUAUUCCUGGGCAGGGAGCUCGGAGCAGCAUUUCACGAACAGGCCAGACUGGGAAUCAUCCACAGCUCGGUGCUGGAGUGGGGAGCGGUGGUCAAAGCCUACACGGUUCAGACGCACAUAGACAACAACGGCGCGCUGCCGUUCCCCGAGCUCCACCUGCCAAAAUUACCAGAGACAUCCGUCAUAUACGUCAGCUUUGUGUACUGAUGAGUUACUUUUAGAGAGUGCAGGACCGGCAAACAAUCACUUUCCUGCUCACCAGGGAUCCUACAUUUGGGUCUUUUUGGUUGCAGGCCUUCGAUUCACGAAAUAAAUGGAUCGCUCUAAUGUAAACUGACAUUUUUUCAAACCAAAGCACAACUGAAUUAGAUAUUUUCCACCCUAUAUAAUAUAACCAUCAUUGUUCCAAGUGUAGUCUAUUAACUUUGCACAGCUGUUUAUCAGCAUGUUAAAACUAAAUAUAUCAACUGAUGUGAGUCCCUCUGAGGGACCGGUACAGCCGGCCAACCCCCAUCCGGCUGACGUGUCCUUAGUUUCUAAAUGUGGGUUGUGAAAUGGUCGGGUUUCUCUGUUAACCAGCAUUUAUUCUCCUCUCUAAGCGUCCCUCAUGAAGUGGAUCCCAGUGGAUCCCACUCCAGCUCUGGUCAGGCUGCCAAAUUCACACUGAAUAUAAAGCUGCUGCCUGUUUUGAGCUUUUCAUGAUGUGCUCAGCAGAUGUUGUGAUGUGUUUACUUGUAGGCCAAGAUGUCAUCACCAGAGGGAGGACAUUGACCUAAUUUGGAGUUUGUGCAGCAUAAACUCCACCCAGCUCCGCUGUGGUAUUCCCACAGCUGACCUCUGACCUCUGUGUGAAAGAAAGAAGAUGUUUUAUCCUCUGGGAACCACAAGGGGGCAGCAGAUACAUUUGAGUCACAGAGGAAGACUCCAGCUGAAGGACCGAGCCAGCAAACCUUACGUUGAGCAAAUGUGUCACGAUGUAUCUCAGCACUUUAAAAGCCUGUGAGGAAUAUUGUUAGUUAGGAUGGAGGUAUAUGAGUUAGUACAUGAUGCCAUGAUAUUUAUUUGUUUACACAAAUGAAACGAAUAAUGCCGUCACUUCCAUUUGUUUAAAACAGAAAUAAAUUAUUUACUCAUCGCUUGGGAAUUUAACAUUAUGUUCCAAAUGAUCAAAAAUUGUUCAAAGUUGCAAGUAACAUCUCGAAGUAAAUGUGGCGUUUACAAUAUGACGUAGAAAUGGAAAUCCACCUAAAGUCACAUUUUAAAACUGACCUGAAACAAUUGAAAAACACAUUUAUUUUAAUUUUAUUUGCACGUGCGUUUGACGUGGUGAGGUCCAGCUGCAUGUGUCAUCUUAAAGCCUCGCGCAGCCUCGUCAGUCUGAUAAUGAGUCCCGCUUCUACGUGCGUGCGUGUGGAGUGCGUGCUGACACCUGCUAGAGAGAGAGCCGCUUAUUUGCAUGACAAAACGCGCGGCGCAUCUUAUUAAAGCGCCCCGUGAAUGCGAACUGAUGUCGCCUGUUGAUCCUGCACCUGAGAGGUCAGCACACGACGGGGGCAAUUACCGGAGAAAUCACCGGCGGCGACCCGGGGCUGCUCUCCGGGAGCCGGGCCGCUCUCCUUAUGGGGACCCUGAAGGUUUGGUGUGAACCGUGACCUCCACUUGGGCUAAACGGGGGCCACACUAUAGCUCCUCAUUUGCAUGUUCAGUGUGAUGCUCGAGAUGUGUUGAGGCCCCUGAAUGCACACUGUUCAUAUUUAUGUCAGACUAAAAAAAAAAGAAGAAAAAAAAGUGGACAGGCCUAGAGUCAAUGGGAUUGAUUUUGGGUGCGGGGCUCUCCCUCCACUGCGCCCCUCCAACGGAGCCUUCCACCGCGCGGCCGCCGUCUCCUCACCGGCAGUUCAGCGGUAAAACAUUUUUUAUAAUCAGACGUUAUUGUUCGCCGCCUCCUUGUGGGAGAUGCGCCCAUGUUCAUUUUUUAAAAGGGCAAAUCAGCCAUAAUUCAGUUUAUAAACUGCAGCGCGCCGGGGAGAAAUGCCGGGAUGAAUAUUCAUUAGAGACCGCCCGAACUGCCACGCUCCGUGAUUCAUUGGCCGUGUGUAAAUAUCACUCACUUUAAUUGCCCCUAAACUGACUCGACAUAAUGUUGUCAUUAGCAAAUUAUUACUUAUUUGUGAUACUAAUGGUACGGUAUGGCGCUCCGUGCUGAAGCUCCACAUAUAUGAUUGCAAUUACGGCUCUUUUUAUUCACGGGGCGACCGCGGCCACGUGCGCGCGCGCAUGUGUGUGUGCGUGUGCGUGCGUGCGCGUGUGGUUAAGGUGCCAACAAUUAAUUUCACUGACGCAUACACGGGCGACUUCAGUCGAUAGACACAAACACAGCACGCUCACAUCACACUGAACUCAGGACGGUUUAUGGAGAUUUUAAUGUCUUUUUAAAAAAUGUAUAGACUCUCUGUAUCAUCUGGACUGACUUCCGAAUUAACAUUAAAUUGUUUCCCUCCUUACACUUCUUGAACCUACAUUUAGUUUAUUAUUCAGUAAUUCGAUCACCAUUCGUUAUUAAAUGCAAUGAAUAGAACAAAUCAUAAACAUAUAUGUAUCUUAAUAAUUAGAAUAUACAUGGCUCGGCCUAUGGUGCAUUUUGUGUUUUGUUUAUUUUGUGGAAAUAAUCAAAUGUAACUAAUAGCAUGAGAAAUAAUGUGUGUAAAAAGAAUGGGCAAUCAAAAUGUAUUUUUAUUUCAUAAAUGACCAUUACUGAAGUGUUUUAUAUAUGAUUUUGAAUACUCACUUUCUAAAUUAUUAAAACAUAUGUUUUCAUUGGA
Pseudoliparis swirei is the source of this 3483-nucleotide messenger RNA. RefSeq lists its product as uncharacterized. Bases 83 to 868 code for a protein of 261 amino acids. NCBI's taxonomy places the organism in Eukaryota, Metazoa, Chordata, Actinopteri, Perciformes, Liparidae. The transcript is spliced from 2 exons. The record is from RefSeq and is a predicted model, not a curated record.